Molecule: messenger RNA, 1479 nt
Organism: Malassezia globosa CBS 7966
Lineage: Eukaryota; Fungi; Basidiomycota; Malasseziomycetes; Malasseziales; Malasseziaceae
Exons: 1
Coding region: 1-1479 (492 amino acids)
Source: RefSeq, a predicted model, not a curated record
AUGGAACAGGCAGCAACAGCUAUUGGAACGGGCGGCGCGCAUGCAACAGGCCGUGUCUCAUACCAGCCGCACGAUCCUAAAGUCGUUCUUGUGGAUGAUAUUCACCCGAACUGGGAGGAAAAACUCAACAAAGCGCUCGAGACAGCUGCGCGCCAGGCGAAUCGCCGUGUUAUUAUGCGGCAAGAAGGGGACAAUCUUGUGCCUAUUGGUGUCUCGUCUUCUCGCACGGGCGAUGCACUCUCAUCGUUUAUUUCGCAACAUACGAGCGUGGGACGACAUGGCCCUGGUGGAAGCAUCAUUUUGCAUGGAAACUCGCUUCGUAAUAUAAUGUUGGACUAUUUUCCUUCUCACAUUCUACGUAAUCUGCGAGAUCGUGAUCCACAUCGUCCACAAAUUGGCGACCAGUUUGCCCGUACUCUUGCUACACUACCGCCUGAACAGCUAGAGCACAUCAUGCUCCAGGAAACAAUGCGCAUCAGUCGCUUGGAGCAUGAACAGUCGCAGCGCCGCGCAAGUCUUGACUCUCGCUCCAGUGACCGGCGGCGAAUGAGGCAGGAAUAUGAUCGGUCCAGCACCGAGCCCAAGUCGCGUCGCUUAUCUCUUUUACCCCGGCGUCUCAUGGAGGGAGCUCCGUUCUUCCGGUUCGGUUCUAAUUCUCGUCCUUCCACGCCGACGCAGCCUAGCCGCGCAUCUAUUGACGUGGGAUCGAUCCCAUCGUCUACGUGUCAUGAAUUCAGCUCAUCAUCGUCGGCGGAUCGUCCAAAUGGGAGAGGCACUCGCUAUCGUGCAUCUUUGGAUGUCGAUAGUUUCAGCCACUUAUCGCGAGAUCGAGAGCUUCAGCACCCAUUUGUACCGCAGCAGACUAAUGCAAUGCCAACAUCAGGACGAGAUCCCUCGACUGCGUCCUCUGUUGAUGAGACCAGAUAUCAACCAGCAUCUUCAUCAGCAGGUGACUCUGCUGUUUCUUCCACAAGCAUGUCAUCUCCGGCAUCUCCAGCUCUGUCUAUGGCUGCAUCAACUGUGAAAUCCGUGGCUCCGGCACACACAUCGUCAGAUCUAAAUGCAGAAUGCACUCAAACACCGACGCAUCCCCAUCUUUCACAUCCCAUGUCUUCUCCAUUAUUGACACGAACGCCGCUAUCUGGCAAUAGCAUGACUACUUCCACACCUGGGCGUGCUUUACUAGAUACCCCACGCCCAUCUCCCUGGGCUGAGCGAGCACUUCAGCAAGGGUUUUCGCGCCCCACUUCAAGAACCGCAACACCUACGCGUACGUCGACGCACUUGUCCCCAGCACUGCGGGAUCUCGACGGCCUAGUGUUGGGGAAUUCAGAACUACAAAGAACGCAGAAGGCAUCUUCAGGUACGCCAGUAACAACAAACCCUUUCCGCACAAACACCGCGCUAUCGGGUGUGGCAACCGCCUCGCCAAACAGAGGCCGUGGACGUGGCGAAACAGCAUCGCCACUACGACUGUAA